UCAUUGAAGCAUCUCCCUAGUCUGUGUGGGGGUGGCGGGCCGUUCAGUAAAGCAGACGCUGAAUGCAUGGCUGUGGUAGAAGGCGUCUGCAUUUAAUCGUCGUUUUGUUUUGCUUCAGUCUAUUUGAAACCACAUGGAAACACCAGGAAUAGAGGAUGUUUCGCUACGCCACGACGUUUAGUCGUCGUCAUCUGCGAGAAAACGACGAGUGUCUGCAUGAACCACCGGCGUUCAUUUAUCCGCCCAAGCCUUUGGCACUCGAACGCACCAUCCGCUGUGGAUACUGCCGGUGUGAAGAUGCGUUAAAAUUAAAAUAAAGAGUCGUCUGCUGCCCUGCGUUGCUCGUACAAGGCGCCUCUUAUGGCUUUUAUCAACAGGACGACAUAAGAACCCUCAACACACCACAGCCCGGGUAGAUAUGGCAGUCAGCAUAACGGAGCCGCUCUGUCAGCCCUGCAUCUAUCAUGAAGACUUUAAAGUGGAGCUACAGAUGAGACGACCUCUGAUUCCUAUCCAACUGAGUCCUGAGCAGGUGGGGCUUGAGAUGCUGUGUCUCUGUGGACAACUGGACCUCCUCAUCAGGGCGCAGACGCAACAGUUCCAGGAGCAGUUAGGACAAGGCUGUAGUCCAGAGGAGUCAGACACAUUUCAGACUCAAGGAUCAGAGAUUCUUGACCAAAUGCUGCAGUGCCUUGAACAUCUACCAAAGCCUAUGCCACAGCUAGAGGACUACCUUGACAUGGUGGGUCUGUCGGCCAUGUUUCCUCGCGUUGAGGUCUUCCUUAUUCAAGGCAGUCCUGUUGACAUGCUGGACCGGCCGCUGAUGGAUGAAUACUCCUUCCAUGUCGCCAAACUGAACCAGCUGCUGGUACUGAGCCAGCAGCUGGAGGAUGACAUCAGACACCUGGGUAGUCAUAAAUACAUAGCUCACCAGCUCUCUGUUAUAUAUCACGUCAUCAGUUCUUUCAGGGGAAUCCAGGUCUUUUCAGAAAUAAAGAAGUCUAUUGAGACCAACUUCAAACAGAUGAAGCAAUCUCUGGUGGUGGAGGAAGGCUGCAGGCAUGAGCCUCAGCUGACGGCUCAUUACAUCAGCUGGAUAUUAGAAACAACUCAAAGCCUAACAUCGCUGGUUCUGUCACUGCCAGAGGAGCUGAAGGAGGACCUUCAUCAGGCCUUCACCUUUGUGUCUCAGUUCUUGUCCUGAACCUGAAUCAUUCCAGCAAACAUCCCAGGAUCUCAAGUUAGGAUCCUGCUACUAAAUGUCCUGAACUUUGACUGACUCUAAAAAGGUGCUAAGCCGUUCGAUUCAACUCAAUGAGCUGUGAUAAAUGAGCUGGGUAGCCUAGUUAAUUUGCAGAUAAUGUCAAGUUUUUGUUAUUUUGUCAUUCUAAGCUUGGCUUUUGGUGGUACUUAUGUUGAGUUGGUUGUUUGGGACUGAAUGACCACUUCAUGAAGCCCUCCUUUCACUACUGUCAUUACAAUUGUUUUAAUAACGUGAAAAAGUAAAACUGGAUAAAAAUGGUGUGGUGUUUGCUCUGUUAUGACAGGACAACCAGAUGUAAUUGGAUUACAAUUAACCGAACAAGCUUCCUUUACUCACUCGAUAAACAUAUGUAAAAAGGGUAUAUAAUUCUGGAAUAGCUGUUUCAUCAAAUUAAAUACUCUAUCUGUGUCUUA
Girardinichthys multiradiatus is the source of this 1677-nucleotide messenger RNA. RefSeq lists its product as uncharacterized. The record is from RefSeq and is a predicted model, not a curated record. NCBI's taxonomy places the organism in Eukaryota, Metazoa, Chordata, Actinopteri, Cyprinodontiformes, Goodeidae. The transcript has 8 exons. The coding region runs from base 419 to 1204 and encodes 261 amino acids.